Gossypium raimondii (Peruvian cotton) is the source of this 3315-nucleotide messenger RNA. Its product is annotated as glutamate receptor 2.8. The coding region runs from base 169 to 3105 and encodes 978 amino acids. The record is from RefSeq and is a predicted model, not a curated record. Gene Ontology annotation, cellular component: plasma membrane. Lineage: Eukaryota; Viridiplantae; Streptophyta; Magnoliopsida; Malvales; Malvaceae. Gene Ontology annotation, molecular function: glutamate-gated receptor activity. The transcript is spliced from 5 exons.
AUUUGUUUUUACAUAUUUUUUUAAUUAGUUACUAUUUAUUUUUUCAGCUGUAAGAGAUAUUUUAUAUAUAUAUAUAUAUAUAGGCUACAAUUUACUUCCUUGUAUUUGUCACUUGUGUUGUUUUAAAGGUUGUUAUUUGGGGGAAGUAAGAGGUAGAAGAGCUCCAAGAUGAAGGGGAGCCCUACCAGUCGCAUUAAUUUCAAUUCAUUCAUCACUAUCUGUCUUUUCCUUAAUGUUUGUUUGUCAGAAGGAGUGGUGGCUCAGUCUCAAAACACCACCGGCGACGCCACCAUCCCUGUUAAAGUGGGUGUGGUUCUUGACAUGGACUCAUUGGUUGGGAAGAUAGGGAUGAGUUGUAUGAACAUGGCCCUUUCAGACUUUUACGCCACUCAUCCUCACUACAAAACCAGGCUCGUCUUCAACACCAAGGACUCCAUGGGUGACGUCGUUGCCGCCGCCUCUGCCGCUGUGGAGUUGAUAAGGAAUGUAGAAGUGCAAGCAAUCAUAGGGCCAAGAAGUUCAAUGCAGGCCAACUUUGUUAUCAGUCUGGGAAACAAAUCUCAGGUUCCCAUCAUUUCCUUUUCAGCAGCUAGUCCUUCUCUUACUUCCCUUAAGAGUCCAUACUUUUUCCGUGCUGCCCAAAGCGGGUCUUUCCAAGUGAAUGCCAUAAGGGACAUUGUCGAGGAAUUUGGGUGGCGAGAAGUAGUGCCCAUCUACAUAGACAACCUGUUUGGGGAGACCCUUAUACCUUACUUAACGGCUGCCUUACAAGAGAUUAACAUUCGGGUCCCAUAUCUGAGUGUCAUCCCAGAGUCAGCUGAUGAUGACCUAAUUACUAAAGAACUUUACAAGCUAAUGAACAAUCAAACUAGAGUGUUCAUUGUGCAUGCGACUAUCCCUCUUGGGUCUAGGAUUUUGGUCAAAGCUGAAGAGAUUGGAAUGAUGAGUGAAGGGUAUGUUUGGAUCAUGACUGAUUCCAUGACUACUUUGUGGAGAUCGAUUAAUUCCUCGGCUAUUAAUGCCUUGCAAGGGAUUUUAGGGGUGAAGUCUUAUGUUCCCAAAUCGAAAGAGCUUGAAAACUUUACAGUUCGAUGGAAAAGGAAAUUCCAGAGUGACAAUCCAAAUGUUAAUGCUGAAAUGAACAUUAUUGGAUUAUGGGCUUAUGAUGCAACUUUUGCAGUGGCCAGGGCAGUCGAGAACGCUGGCACUGCAAACCUACGCUUCAACAGAACAAACAUUUCCGGCAGCGGUGCCACAGACCUUGAGACAUUGGGUGUCUCACAAAACGGUCCUCGGCUAAUCAAAGAAUUAUCGAAAAUUAAUUUCACAGGGCUUUCAGGAGAUUUUCAUUUUGUUAAUGGGCAGUUAGAGUCAUCUGUGUUUCAAAUAGUUAACGUAAAUGGAAAUGGGGAAAGAAGGGUGGGGUUUUGGACACCCCAAAGUGGACUUGUAAAAGACUGGAAGUCAACAAACACAAGCGCAAAGUCUAGUUCCAAGCCAAAGCUUGGCCCCAUUAUAUGGCCGGGGGAUACUAACUCGGUCCCCAAAGGUUGGAAGAUUCCAGUAGAAGGGAAGAAAUUGAAAAUUGGGGUUCCAGUGAAAGAUGGCUUUACUGAAUUUGUUAAGGUAACCUGGGAUUCUAACUCUAAAAAAGCAAAAUCAAUUGGAGGGUACUGCAUUGAUGUUUUCGACGCUGUAAUGCUUAAAAUGCCUUAUCCCGUUCCUUACGAGUAUGUUCCAUUUGCAACGCCUGAAGGAAAUGCUGCUGGUUCAUACAAUGACUUAGUUGAUCAAGUGUUCUAUGGGAUUUAUGACGGUGUGGUCGGAGAUAUAACUAUUGUGGCCAACAGAUCAUUGUAUGUGGACUACACAUUGCCAUACACAGAAUCUGGAGUGUCAAUGCUGGUGCCCGUCAGAGAUAACAAUAAGAAGAAUGCAUGGGUUUUCUUACAGCCCUUGACAUCGGAUCUCUGGGUAACCAGUGGGUGCUUCUUUGUCUUCAUCGGGUUUGUCGUUUGGGUUCUGGAGCAUAGAAUCAACGAAGAUUUCCGUGGACCACCUGCACAUCAAGUCGGCACCAGCUUCUGGUUCUCCUUCUCAACCAUGGUGUUUGCUCAUCGGGAGAAAGUGGUGAGCAAUUUGAGUAGAUUUGUGGUAAUCAUAUGGUGCUUCGUGGUUCUCGUUCUUACCCAAAGUUACACUGCUAGUUUAACGUCACUUUUAACAGUGGAGCAACUCCAGCCCACUGUAACUGAUAUAAAUCAGCUCUUGAAGAGAAGGGAAAGUGUUGGUUUUCUAAGUGCCUCAUUUGUUAAGGAUAUGUUAUUGGAGAUGAAAUUCGAUGAAUCCCACAUCAAGAAAUAUGGAACUCUUGAAGAACUCCAUGAUCUUUUCACCGAAGGCAGUGCCAAAGGUGGUAUCUCUGCUGCUUUGGAUGAAAUCCCUUAUAUUAAGCUAUUUCUUUCAAAGUACUGUGGCAAAUAUACUACCGUCAAACCAACAUUUAAAGCCGAUGGCUUUGGCUUCGUUUUCCCAAAAGGAUCUCCUCUUGCAGCAGAUGUUUCGAGGGCAAUCUUGAAUGUUACUCAAGGUGAUGAAAUGCAAAAAAUUCACAACAAAUGGUUCAACAACGCUACUUGUCCUGAUUUCGACCCCACUGUUUCAUCGAACAGUCUUGGCCUCGAGAGCUUUUGGGGCCUUUUCCUCAUUGCUGGGGUUGCAUCGAUAUCUGCGCUCAUCAUUUUUGCAGCAAUGUUCUUGUAUGAACAAAAGCAUGUCUUGUUUCAGUUCUAUCCCGAAAAUUCAGUGUGGAGAAAAGUUCGAACCAUGUUUAGAAUCUUUGAUCAGAAAGACCUGAGCUCCCAUACUUUCAAAAAAACUGAACCCAGAGAUGCAAGCUGCAAUUGUAGUGUUCAUAGUAUAGGCGCUUAUGGAAGCUCAACAAAUACUAACUGCCCGCCAAGUCCAUCAGUUGGGUCGAACCAGAUAGAUCCUUCAGACUUAGUUUUCUUGGUAGAACAAGGCUCAGUUACAGAUUCUCCAGAUAUACCCCCAUCUCCAGAAAGAUCUUCUAUUGAGCUUGCUGAUUACAGUCAUGGCCAAUAAGAAGAUUUGAUGAUUUAGAUAUUGUCGCACAGUUGAACGCAUUACUCAAAGAUUUAUGUAAACGGUUGUGUAUAUAGUAUAAUUAAGUAGGAUCCUAAUCUAGCUAUUUUGCUGCUAAAAUAAACCCUAUUUUAAGUAAUUACUUGGGAUCCAAGUUUAAGUAAUUACUUAGGCUACUCUUGAAUGAGUGAUAAGAUUGAUUAAAAGUAA